Diceros bicornis minor is the source of this 2564-nucleotide messenger RNA. RefSeq names its product inner mitochondrial membrane peptidase subunit 2 (gene IMMP2L). Gene Ontology annotation, molecular function: serine-type endopeptidase activity. Lineage: Eukaryota; Metazoa; Chordata; Mammalia; Perissodactyla; Rhinocerotidae. Bases 509 to 1036 code for a protein of 175 amino acids. Gene Ontology annotation, biological process: mitochondrial respiratory chain complex assembly. The record is from RefSeq and is a predicted model, not a curated record. The transcript has 6 exons. Gene Ontology annotation, cellular component: membrane; mitochondrial inner membrane peptidase complex.
UGGGGUUGGGACCCUUCCCCGGGAGUUGGCCCCAGGCGGGGCGGGCGUUGCCGGGAGGCGGAGGGCAGCUCGGCCGCAAGUCCUGCGGUGAUCGCUAGCAUGUGUGCGUGCGCGUGUUUAUCUGAGGCCGCGUGCGGCGGGAGCCCUGUCGCCUCCUGCUCCGGCUAACUCGGGUCGGAAACCGGUGCCUAGCGACAGCGACACCUAGCCCGGAGCCGACCCACUCCUCCCCGCCGAGCGGGCGCCCCCAGAUCGCGCCCUCUCCUUGGCCCGCCUAAAGGGGACAACUCCGGCCCCUAGCCCUGGCCGUGAGGGAGCGCCGUGGGGACGCGCCGCCCUCCGCCUGGAAGUGUUGGGCAGGUGGUGGGAGUUCCUAAGGCUUGAACAACAGGAUUUUAAAGCACGUGUCUGUCUCUAUCAUUUUUACUUUUAGGGUUUUGGCCAGAUUGGGCGAGGGCACAAUAUAACCACUUACCCCUUCUCACCGAGGAAGAACGGGAGAAAGGGUAUGGCACAGUCACAAGGCUGGUUGAAGAGAUACUUCAAAGCCUUUUGUAGAGGCUUUUUUGUGGCGGUGCCCGUGGCAGUGACUUUCCUGGAUCAGGUCGCCUGCGUGGCAAGAGUGGAAGGAGCAUCAAUGCAGCCUUCUUUGAAUCCUGGGGGGAGCCAAUCAUCUGAUGUGGUGCUUUUGAAUCACUGGAAAGUGAGGAAUUUUGAAGUACAGCGUGGUGACAUUGUGUCAUUGGUGUCCCCUAAAAACCCGGGACAGAAGAUCAUUAAGAGAGUGAUUGCUCUUGAAGGAGAUAUUGUAAAAACUAUAGGACACAAAAACCGGUAUGUCAAAGUCCCCCGUGGUCACAUCUGGGUUGAAGGUGAUCAUCAUGGACACAGUUUUGACAGUAAUUCUUUUGGUCCGGUUUCCCUGGGACUUCUGCAUGCCCAUGCUACACAUAUCCUGUGGCCUCCAGAGCGUUGGCAGAAAUUGGAAUCUGUUCUUCCUCCAGAGCGCUUGCCAGUUCAGAGUGAAAAGGAAUGACUGCAUGGGUCUCCCUGAGCUGCCAGCAUUGGGAGGUCAACACCAUCGAUCACAGGCAGAGGGAUGGAGAAGAGGAACCUCCAAAAAGGGCAAAGCUUCCAAGAGAAGGAUGCUGUGAAAGAACAUUUCUAUUACAUUAAGAUGAUCUGUAUUAUUAAAGAAAGAGUUUUUAAAAAUUAAAUAGUAUUAAAUGGCACCUGAUUUUGUGUUAAAUUAUAACACCCUAUUGUUUAAUGCCAAAAAAAUGCAAAUCUUUGGAAAUAUGAAAAUUUUAUUCCCGUAUGUCUUCUAGGGGAUAAAUCUGAGAUUAUUUGUUAUGCAUACUUCUUAUUCUGUUGAUUGUUGGGUUUUGAUUUUGGUGCUUGCUGCUGAAGAAAUAUGAAAAUUAAUAUUUGAUGGAAGUAAUUGAGUAAUUUACUCUUAAGAUGGAACACGAAGAUACAUAUUGUACACACAGUGAUAGAAAUUAUGUUGUAAUUGACAGUAUCUAGAAUGCAAUGACUGCCAGUUAGGAAGAACAGUCAACUGUCAUGUAAAAAUAAAAAGGAUUUGCUCAGGUAUCUGUUGAGUGUUUAUCUUAACUUGUACAUCCAUUAAUGAGGAAUAUAUUAUCUCUUUUGGAAGUAAGGUAUUAAAGUAAUGGAAAACCAAUUCAAUCAAUACUUCCAUAUAAUGAAACCUUUCUUAUUGGCCUUUUUUAAUCCAAAACUUCUGAGUUAUCUCAUGUCUAUUCACAUUGAUGUGUAAACCCAUUUAUCAGUAUUCGGUUACCAUUUGGUGAAAUGUUCUGAGUGAAAUGGAAAAAAAAAAAUUCCUCCAGAUCAACCAAGUUUGAUUUUUUCAGUGUUCGUGUCUAUAAAACUGAAAUAAUGAAUUGCAAAGUGGUAGAUUAGAAUAAUAGAUUCUAUAAUUGUAUAAAGAGGUAAAUUACCUACAUGCAAGUCUAUGUUUAUGAAGUUUUUCUUCUUUUUUCUUCCCAUUGGUUAGAGGUUUGUGCUGAUGGAAACUAAGUCUCUGGACCAAUCUCUUCUGUAUGCCAGGUCUUGUUUUCUUCUCUUUCAUUAGCAGAUAUCCCAAACAAGGACCAGCCAUCUUGCAAAUGUGGAUGCAAACUCAUCAUUAGCUGGCAGGAACAGAGCAACAGCAAAAAAAAAAAUAUGCAUAUUAAGAGCAUAUGUUACUAAUAAUAAUUCAUUAGCAUCGUAAUAGUUUGUACAACAAACAUCAAUGAGUACUUAUGUGCUAAAGUUGGGCAAAAUUAUCAUUUUUAAAAGCAGAUUUGCUUGAAAUCUUUUGAUGGGUCUUCAUUACAUUUAUUAGUUCUUCAAUUCCAUUUCCCUCUCUUCCGCAACUUCAACUUCAUGCUCUAGCUUUUAACUGCAGUUUACCAAAUACUCAUUGCUAUUUCAAGGCUUGCAAUGUUUUUCCCUUGGCAAAGUGCAUCCCCUGGGAUUAUAUGUAAAAUAUUGAGUGCAUAAGGGUAUCGACCCUUUAGCUGCUAGAACAUAGGAAAGCCUGAGGAUCAUGG